Messenger RNA from Batrachochytrium dendrobatidis JAM81, 1527 nucleotides. RefSeq lists its product as uncharacterized. The transcript has 6 exons. NCBI's taxonomy places the organism in Eukaryota, Fungi, Chytridiomycota, Chytridiomycetes, Rhizophydiales. Gene Ontology annotation, biological process: DNA repair; DNA double-strand break processing involved in repair via single-strand annealing. Gene Ontology annotation, molecular function: damaged DNA binding. The coding region runs from base 1 to 1527 and encodes 508 amino acids. The record is from RefSeq and is a predicted model, not a curated record.
AUGACUACAUUGUUUGAACAGCUGUUGGCUGGUCUUGCAGAUUGCCAUCAUCAAGAACUGCAAAAAAUACAGACAAAGCUGAUGGAUCGGUUGGCUGUGGUAGAGGCUGAAAAUGACUUGUUAAGAAAUAAACUCAACGAUGCAUUGGCCAUGAUUGAGUCGGAAAGAAACAGUCAUCAGCAAGCUAUUUUGGCAUCUGGACACAGUCCGAGACAAUGUCCGAAUCAAAUAGACCACCAAUCGCCUGCAAACAAUGCACAACAUGGAAUCGUACACAACGAGAACCCACUAUCAGUAUCAGCAAAUGAAUCGUGCACUUCCAAAGAUGAUCUAAUAGCACACCUUACUGCUGAAAACACAAGAAUAUUUCGACAGAUGCUUCAAAACCGGAAAAGUUUCAAUGAGCAGCUGGCUCUGGUUUCUCAAGAGCGUGUUGGGACCUUCAAACAGCCGAUUAUAAAUGAUGAAAAGGACGCUAUUGCAGUGUAUUCUGAACAUGACAAUCCGCAAUAUACAGAUGACACCGUUGCUGAGCCUAUAAAAAUUGCAAUCUCUCAAAACGCCAUUAAUAUAAACGAUGCAGGUUCACAAUUUAUUGAUCAUCUGGUUUCAUUUGACUUGACUCCAAAAAAGCGUUUGCAUUCAGAUACCGAACUGGCUAUUGUAGAUUCAUCGGACUUGACGCCUAACUCGCCAAAGUCAUGCAGUAUUCAGCAGCCCAACGAAUUUGAUCAUACUUCUCCGCCCAGUAGUAUUAUUGUAGAUGAAUGUUACUCGUCCAACAUUCUUCAAAACUUUGAAGCAAGUAACAUGCUUGAAUUUUUUGAAACGCCAUCCAAAAAAGAUGCACGGUUUAGCUGUAUAGCUCAGCAACAACUGUUUUCUUCGCCAGGAUCUCCAAUCGUUCUAUUUCACAAGUUCAAUGAAUCAAAUCAUUCCUUUCAAAAUGAAAACAUGACCGAGUCACGACAACACCACAAGCAGCAACAUUCGGUAUUAGAAGAUUCUCAUGGCAGUAUCAAAAACGAAUCGGAUGAAAACAAGGACCAAAUGAUUGCUAAACCCAAAGCAGAUUCAAAGUCCAAAAUGUGUACUCCUGUAACAGUUUUGGGUUCUCGAUCCAUAAACAUUUGCCAUGAAAACAAUAGUGCUUUAUCGAAACCUUCGUUUGCAUAUGAGGAAGUGGUGCGAGAUAAAGAGCGUCGCAAACAAAUGCAUGGCGAGGCGUGUCCAUGCUGCGAAGGUUAUUAUCGGCUAACAGCUGAUUUGCAUGCGCCAGCAGAACUCGGGGCCAAGAAUACUCCACAACAACCAGUUUGCGAUCGAAUUCAAAAUUCGUCUCGACACAGGUUUUGGAGUGCACGACCCAAAACACCUCCAGGAUUUUGGCGAGUGGAUUUUCCCAGCACACAAGAAAAUCGAAAAGAUAAUGUAGGCUUUGAUUAUCAGGGACAGGAAUCACGAUUGCCUAACAAGGAUAAAGUUUCACGAAGAAAAACAAUUGAUGGUAGCAAAACCGUCCUUUAA